CCUCUUUUUGACCUACAACUUUCAUUUUUCUUUUGCAGCGCUGUAAUAUUCCGUUGCGCAGCGAAGAAUUUAUUUAUUUCUUGGUUUCAGAUUGAUUUUAACAUGUGUCUUUUGCUUUUAUUUUUUGUCAUUUUUGCAAAUGUUAGCUGUUAUAGAGAAAGAAUACAAAUUUUGUUGUAUUUGGUUUCGUUUUGUCCUCCAAAGUCAAUAAUAAACUCAUUUUUGCAUAUUCAAUUUUCUCGGCUUCUGUGGAACAUUUCGUUGUGCAGUAAAGAAAUAAUGUAAUUUCUUGUUUUCACAUCAGUUUUACACAUCAAAUUGAGUUCUCUUUGUUGAUAUCUUUUAAUAUUUUGUGUGGCUGCAGUUCAGCCAGAUUGUGUAUCAGCAGACAUUCUUCAAGUGCUAGGUAACCGCUCACUAGUCAUGCUUUCUGCCAUUUUGUGUUUUUGCAUCACGUGGUGCUUAGAUGUAAACAAAAUCGUUUUCCAUCGGAUCGUAUCAUGUGUUACCGAAGACCUAAACAGUGAGAAACAGUUUUUUGUAUCUUUUGCGAAUUGUUGUUAGUCUUUUUCUUGGCGAUGUGUUAGUAUAUAAGUUUAUUUCUUUUCAUUUUUGUCAUCCAGAUUGUUAUCUCGGGUAAAUCGUACAUCCAUGUAAUUCAGUGUUAAGGAAGCAAAUUGUAUGCCGAGCAGUACUCACUACCUGUGAAUAAACGUCAUUUUGGGUUUGAAACUCCUCUGGUGAAGUUACCUAGAAGCAGCCACAAUAACAAUCGUUAACACUGCCGAAAUGUCCGGCAGGGAUGAUACGAGUUUCGGAGGAGAUCCACACAUACCACCAGCAAGUAACAACGAGAAAGUUCUCGAUGGUCCACAUGAAGAAGAUGUAAGGAGGCGUCCCAUGACGACGAAAGGUUGCCAUUACGUAAUGGUUGUGAAGAAAGGUAAUUUGAAGGCAAAGAGGAGUGAGCUGGUGAAGCGAAUGAGAGCUACACUACUGCAAAGAGGUCAGUCAGUUGAACUUUCUAAAUUUAAGAAAGGGUUAAGCGAGGCGCAAGUUAUCUAUGCCGAAUUUAAAGAUAUUGUUGGUGGAAUUAAGGAGUUUGUUAUUCCUGGUGAAAGUUUGGACGAGAUUGAAGGAGUCAUACAAGAAACCGAACAAGAGUGGUCAAGCUUUGAAGCAGACAUCAAAGCAGAAAUUAAACAUCUAGAAAUUGUUGAGCAUCAGAAAAUCGAGUCUAGAUCUGUUGCAUGGAGCUCCAAGAGCUCAAGUCGUGUCUCUUCAAAAGAUAAAGACAGCCUCGAAUCUAAACGCAGUUCCACCAGCAGUGUCAAGACUGAAAAGUUUAAAUUGCGAAAAGAAGAAGCUGCCUUAAAGGCCAAGUUGGCUUUUGCAGAGGAAGAGCGAAAGUUGAAGGUUGAACAAAAGAGGGUUGAGUUAAUGAAAUUAGAACAAGAGCAAAAGUUGGAGGAACUGAGAUUGAAAAGUGAACUUGCUCAAAAUCAAGCUAAGCUUAAUGUUUGCCUAACGGAAGAAAGGGAAGAAAUGAUUGACCUUGAACAGAACCUGGACUUAGUUGCUCCAGUCGAUAAAGAUAAGGAUAUGGAAAAUUUCCUCAAAUCUAUUCCAGUUGUUGGUGACAUUGGACAGACUCCUGUUCAUCAGGAUCCAAUUUACACUGUGUCUCAAGUAGAUGGGGCUCAGACAACACCAAGUCCCCAAAGGUGUAGUGCACUAUGCCCCCAAGCAGCAACCUUCACACCAGGCAGUAGUAUCUUAGAGAAAUGCAUGGAUAAACUAGUGGAAACGAGUAGCAAAUUAGUGGCCGCCACUGUAGAACAGAACCAAGUGAACAGGCAAUUAGCUAUCUCAGGUCAGCUGCCUAAGAUUUCAAUUCCAGUCUUUAAUGGAGAUCCCCUUCAGUAUCCUGCCUGGAACAGUUCCUUUAGUACCCUUAUUGAUUGUAAACCCAUGGAUGCUCAAGCAAAAUUGAACUUCCUAAAUCAAUACCUCUCAGGAAAACCCAAACAAGUUGUUGACCAGUACCUGUUGAUUGGAACUGAUGAGGCUUAUCAGUCUGCUAGGAAAUUGCUGAAAGAAAGAUAUGGUAAUUGCAAUGUUGUUGGCUCAGCUUUCCUAAACAAAGAAGUUAUUUCAAACUGUACAAAUGUUUGUACCAUCCCAGAGCAAGAGAAACGUUCAGAUCAUGCCAUGAUUGUGCCAGUGUGGGUUCGUCACAUAAGUAAACCCAGUCAAGAAGUUUUGCAGUAUGCAGUACUGGAUGACCAGUCUAAUGUGAGUUUUGUGUUGCAGAGUUUAUGUGAGCAGCUGGACUUACAAGGAUCACCUACGGACUUGUUGCUGACAACAGUCCAGGAGCGAAAUGUACACACACCAAGUAGCCGAAUAUGUGGACUUGAAGUGUUGGACUUUAACCGAGAGUAUGCUGUGAAGUUGCCUAUGUUAUUCACACGAGAUUCCAUCCCAGCAAGUAGGUCGCAGAUUCCAAAGGCCAGUGUUGCCCAGGAGUGGGAACAUCUACACCCUAUUGCCGAUAAGCUAAUGCAGUAUGAACCUGAUGUUGAGAUCUCUCUGCUUAUUGGAAACAAUUGCCCAAGUAUUGUGAGGCCCCGAGAACUUGUCGUUGGAAAAGAUGAUGAUCCAUAUGGUCAAAGAUCCGUCAUGGGAUGGGGAAUAGUCGGCAAGGUUUGCAAGUCUACAAAUGAAAGUGACAAGAGUGAAGCAGUGUGCAAUAAAAUAGUUAUCAGUGAAGCCCAUGAACACUUUGCCUUUUCAACCAAGGUAAAGGAAAUUAUCAACCCACAAAGGAUUAUCAAGGUUCUGGAGUCGGACUUUGUAGGUUCUACAAGGAGCAAAUCUUAUUCAGUGGAAGACAAAAGGUUUCUCUCAAUUCUGGAGAACAGUAUUGUAAAGAGAGCAGAUGGUCACUAUGAAAUGCCUCUACCCUUGAAGAUGGAAAGACUGUCUUUAUCAUACAAUCAUCAGCUUGCUGUUAAGAGAUGGCACCAGUUGUUAGCGAGGUUCAAGAAAAAUCCCAAGUUUCUUGAAGAUUACCGAGUGUUCAUGAAGGAUGUGAUUGACCUGUGUGCAGAGAAAGUACCACCAGACCGUCUGAAAGUUCAAGAUGGAAGGAUUAACUACGUGCCCCACACUAGAGUCUAUCAUCCAAGAAAGAAGGACCAAAUCAGAGUGGUCUUUGAUUGUUCUGCACAGUUUGAUGGUUUGCCUUAAUGACCACUU
Molecule: messenger RNA, 3261 nt
Organism: Orbicella faveolata
Lineage: Eukaryota; Metazoa; Cnidaria; Anthozoa; Scleractinia; Merulinidae
Source: RefSeq, a predicted model, not a curated record